AGGGGAGUGGGGGCGUGGCAUUUUUUUGAGGAAAAAAAGCUAAACAAUCUUUAAUCUUUCAAAUUGACUGUGUCGGCUUUUUAACUUGUCUCGGCUGGUGGAGAAGUCCAUACCUUAGAAUAGUGGUAACACACGGGGAUCCACUCAAGACAGGCCUGAAUGUAUUUUCUUCCAAAUUUCUGCACGAAAAGGUAUAGAAAGCGGGUAAUCUUUCUUUAGUCACCACUUCGGUCCCACGAUGAAUUCUAAACGUUUGCUUGACAUGUCUCCGGCUGAAAUACUGGUCGGGGGCGCUUCGAAACAAGCCGGUAUUGACCAGCAUGCAGAGGGUUCCAAGGGAAGCGAAAUGAGUGUCACCACUACUGACAGCGGUGUCAUUCUGGCGUGCAGGAGCGGGCCCGCAUCAGGAGCAGUUUUCUGCACAAUCGUGCUAGACGAUGGCUCUUUGAGAGAAUGUACAAACCAGGACAUCAUCCUCAAUGGGAAUGACCUGUCGUCAGGGAGAGAAAAAUACGCGCACCAGAAAAUAAUGGGUUGUGGUGGCGAGGCAGAGAGGAACAGUGGUCUGACUGGGGUCCUUACUAACGACAGUCCCACUCACUGCCUGAUCCUGAACGGGCAGAAGCCGGACAGACACAUGCACUCGAAAGCGAGGAAUCCGCUGGUGCCCGACGGUUUCCAGGAAACCGGACAUCAAGUGCCACCUGAGGAGAGAAAUCCCCACCCCUCCUCCCACAUACCUGUCCCCCGACGCAGGAAAUCCUCAGGUCGUGCCGAUAAGGAGGUAAUGGCUGCCACCGUCCUGACAUCGCUAUCCACCUCCCCACUGGUCCUCACCCAGACAUCCUCAGCUGCAGUUCCGGAGUCGGCUAGCAGGGGGUGGAAGGAGGCGCUGUCGACCAGCUACAGCAGCUCCACCAGUGGCAACUGGAGCUGGGACACCAGCGACCAAUCAGUGCCCUCCACACCAUCCCCACCCCUCUCCAACGAUGCCAGCAAGAGCUUCCUGCUCCCCUCCCAGGGUGAUGACGUCAUCGAGGACGUCACAGAGAGCAGUCACUUUCCGUUUGUGGACCCCAUACCCCGGAAGCGAAAGAACUCCAUGAAGGUGAUGUUCAAGUGCUUGUGGAAGAACUGUGAAAAGGUCCUCAGCACCUCUUCAGGGAUCCAGCGACACAUCCGAACCGUCCACCUGGGGCGGAACUGCGACUCGGACUACAGCGACGGGGAGGAGGACUUCUACUACUCGGAGAUCGAGGUCAACAUGGACAGCCUAUCAGAGGGCUUAUCCAGCCUCACGCCCACCUCCCCCACCACCUCCGGCCCUCCCCCCGUUUUCCCACCUGUCUCCCUCACCACCUGUCUCCCUCGUUCUGAGCCCUCCCACAUCGCCAUGAGGGGGACACAUGGCCACGCCCCCACCCUGCUCAGCCAAUCAGCUCCCUCCACGCUCUGCCAUAUUCGCACUGACCACGCAUACCAGGUUUUCCAGGCCACUGCUCCUGUGAGUAUUCCUGUGUGUUCGGAGCAGGUUGGUGGGAAUGAUGGGAUUGGGAAUGGGGAUGGGAUCAGUGUGUCCUGGCAGUCGUCUCCUGUCAUUUUUAAGGGCUUACCGGGCCCUUUGACUCACACCCGCACGGUGAGCUUCGGGGAGAAGAGACAGCCUGCCCUUCACACACACACUACCAUCAGCAAGACAGCCCCCUCUACAGCCCCCCUGCCCAAACCAGCACCAGGAACCAGGAAACCCCGCGGAGAGGCUAAAAAGUGCCGGAAGGUAUACGGCAUGGAGAAGAGGGACAUGUGGUGCACAGCCUGCCGUUGGAAAAAAGCCUGUCAGCGAUUCAAUGAUUGAACCCCACUACAUCACUGGGAUGGACUCUUCCUCUGUCAGAGCUUCACUGAGGUGGAGUCUUCCACUGGGGAGAAGUGGGUGUUCUCCCUGAUGAAGCUGCUUAGAGCACGCACUGCUUCCUCCUGACCAGCAGGGGUCUCUCUGCUUGCUUCUCUUAAUCCUCAGACAGCUAAACACACGAAACACAAAAACACAUGGAUGAAAAA
Oncorhynchus gorbuscha (pink salmon) is the source of this 2061-nucleotide messenger RNA. Its product is annotated as zinc finger protein 704-like. The record is from RefSeq and is a predicted model, not a curated record. Lineage: Eukaryota; Metazoa; Chordata; Actinopteri; Salmoniformes; Salmonidae. Gene Ontology annotation, molecular function: DNA-binding transcription factor activity; RNA polymerase II cis-regulatory region sequence-specific DNA binding. Bases 239 to 1855 code for a protein of 538 amino acids. The transcript has 9 exons. Gene Ontology annotation, biological process: regulation of transcription by RNA polymerase II. Gene Ontology annotation, cellular component: nucleus.